Messenger RNA from Salvelinus namaycush (lake trout), 1513 nucleotides. Its product is annotated as calcium homeostasis modulator protein 6-like. Gene Ontology annotation, molecular function: monoatomic cation channel activity. The record is from RefSeq and is a predicted model, not a curated record. Lineage: Eukaryota; Metazoa; Chordata; Actinopteri; Salmoniformes; Salmonidae. Bases 1 to 981 code for a protein of 326 amino acids. The transcript is spliced from 2 exons.
AUGGAUAAAUUCAAAACGGUUCUUAAAAUUGUUCAGAAACAGCAGACUAGUCUCGGGUUUGGUUUAGUUGCGUUGUUAACUGCAGGCGGGGAACAGAUAUUUUCGUCAGUGGUGUUCAAAUGUCCUUGCAGCGGCUGGAACUUUUCCUACGGCAUGGUGUUUCUCUUAGUGCCUGCUCUGGCACUGUUGGUGUUAGGUUACAUCAUGAGCAAUAAAACAUGGAAAUUGUUUACAGGUUUGUGUUUACGCAAAUCCAAAUUUUGUCAUUUUAAAUAUGUUUGCUCCUGUGGGGUGGUCUUCUUUCAGAUCACCACGACAGCAGUAGUUGCACCUGUCAGUUGGAUUGCAGUCGCUUUGCUCAAUGGCAAUUACUUUGAAUGCGCCAUGACUGGCGUCAAUGCAACGGUUUUCACAAACCACCUUUGCGAUGGAAAGAGUCCGCAGUGCCAGAGUGAACUUUAUAAAUUCCCCUGCGGGAGAGCCACCCACGUGCCCCAAUCCGAAAGCAAUGAUGUGCUGGCAACCAUCCGCGCUGAGUCGCAGAUCCUGGGUUGGCUACUGAUUGCCUCCAUCAUGGUCUUCAACCUCCUACUUACCUGUGUUGCCCGGUGUAACUCCCCAGUCAGCUACCUGCAGCUGAAGUUCUGGAGGGUCUAUGCCCAGCGGGAGAGCGACCUGCUGGAAAACUACACGGCAGAUCACGCCGAAAAGCUUGCAGAGAGGAACCUGAAGAGCUUCUUCCAGCAGACGCGUCCAGAGCCUGUCACGACCCCAUCUAACCAGGCCUGGGAGAAGAUCUCGUCCCUCUACAGGUUCAGCACCAGAGACCACUACUACAGCAUCCUGCACAAGUACGUGGAGAAGUGCCAUGACCCUGCAGAGGCCAGGGACCACAGGAUGUCAUCUGUCAGGUCAGACGGUCCAGACACUGCUAAUCCAGCCGUGCUCGCCUUUGUGGAUGAGGGCAAGAUGAUGCUGUGAAUGGGCAUUCAUAUGAUCAUAGGAACAGCAUCACUAUCAUGACCCUAUCUGUAACCAUCCUUAUUUUUAUCAUCAAAGUCAUGACUCAUUAUAGAGGAUUGUUGUCAGCAUUCUAAUCUUCGUCAUCAUCAUCAUCAUUAUUGCUGUGCAUCAGGGGAUUUUUCAGUAGAAAGACCAAUUACAUCUGAUUAACCACUCUCAGGUCUUCACUUGAAUAACAAUACUUCCCAAUUUUAUAUUGUUACUUGAAAGUUCACUCACUGUAUCACGAGUGCUGCUUGCAGCUUUUUAUUUGAAAUUCUAUGCUCAGAAAGGAUUUUUUAUUUUUUAUUUAUAGUUUAUCAUACUUUCUUUCUCUUUCUCUUCUACUUUUCUUUUCUCUUUAGUAUUUCUAUGCUCCUCAGACUUGACCUACAUACAGGUGGUCUGUGGUAUUAAACAGGAAAUGCAUGGUCUGGUUCUAUGAAAUGGGGCGGCAGGUAGCCUAGUGGUUAGAGUGUUGGGCCAGUAACUGAAAGGUUGCUAAAUCGAA